Molecule: messenger RNA, 1204 nt
Organism: Nyctereutes procyonoides (raccoon dog)
Lineage: Eukaryota; Metazoa; Chordata; Mammalia; Carnivora; Canidae
Gene: CLTB
Product: clathrin light chain B
Exons: 6
Coding region: 223-912 (229 amino acids)
Biological process (GO): clathrin coat assembly; intracellular protein transport; clathrin-dependent endocytosis
Cellular component (GO): clathrin coat of coated pit; postsynaptic endocytic zone cytoplasmic component; clathrin coat of trans-Golgi network vesicle
Molecular function (GO): structural molecule activity; clathrin heavy chain binding
Source: RefSeq, a predicted model, not a curated record
ACCGCAUUCCCGUCCCGGCUCCUCCCGCCUGCAGCUGCAGUGACGGGCGAGCCGGGCCCGGUGGCGGAGAGGACGUGCGGGCCGCCGCGCCGAGCCCGUCCCAGCCGAGGCCGGCUCCCCGGGCGGCUCGGGUGACAGCGUCGCGGCCGCCGGGCGCAGCGCGGGACACGCGCCGGGCACAGCCGAGCGCCGGGCGGACGCUUCAGCCCAGACGCGGCGAAGAUGGCUGAUGACUUCGGCUUCUUCUCGUCGUCGGAGAGCGGGGCCCCCGAGGCGGCCGAGGAGGACCCGGCGGCCGCCUUCCUGGCCCAGCAGGAGAGCGAGAUCGCGGGCAUAGAGAACGACGAGGGCUUCGGGGCACCCGCCGGCAGCCAUGCGGCCCUCGCGCAGCCGGGACCCGCGAGCGGGGCUGGUUCUGAGGAUAUGGGGACCACGAUCAAUGGAGAUGUGUUUCAGGAGGCUAACGGUCCAGCGGAUGGCUAUGCGGCCAUUGCCCAGGCCGACAGACUGACUCAGGAACCUGAGAGCAUCCGCAAGUGGAGAGAGGAACAGAGGAAACGGCUGCAGGAGCUGGAUGCUGCCUCCAAGGUGACAGAACAGGAGUGGCGGGAAAAAGCCAAGAAGGACCUGGAGGAGUGGAACCAGCGUCAGAGUGAACAAGUUGAGAAGAACAAGAUCAAUAACCGGAUCGCUGACAAAGCAUUCUACCAGCAGCCAGAUGCUGAUAUCAUCGGCUAUGUGGCAUCUGAGGAGGCUUUCGUGAAGGAAUCCAAGGAGGAGACCCCCGGCACAGAGUGGGAGAAAGUGGCUCAGCUGUGUGACUUCAACCCCAAGAGCAGCAAGCAGUGCAAAGAUGUGUCCCGCCUGCGCUCGGUGCUCAUGUCCCUGAAGCAGACGCCACUGUCCCGCUAGGUGCCUGUCACAAGCAUGGCCACAAAGCAUGGGUUGGGCCUGAGCACAGGAGGAGCAGCUGCUUUGGCCAUGGGGGCGUUGGUGGAUACAGCACCUCCAGCAGCUGCUACAUGCAGCCUACUCUGUUCCUCCCCAUCUUCUGGGGCUGGGAAGGGGAACCCUCCCCCUCUCACCUCAUUCCCUCCUAGCCCUGUGGCCCAGCCCCUGACACCUCCUCUCAGUCCACAAAAUUGUGACUGUCCCUCCUGAUGUAUUUUUUUUUCUUGGCUUAAAGGGUGUGUUGUUAACUCUU